Molecule: messenger RNA, 3126 nt
Organism: Leptidea sinapis
Lineage: Eukaryota; Metazoa; Arthropoda; Insecta; Lepidoptera; Pieridae
Product: transmembrane protease serine 9-like
Exons: 6
Coding region: 116-910 (264 amino acids)
Biological process (GO): proteolysis
Molecular function (GO): serine-type endopeptidase activity
Source: RefSeq, a predicted model, not a curated record
UGGCCUGCUCCGAUCACCCUGGCCCCGAGGCCUUAUCAGAGGCGCCGCCCGCGGCCUAUAAUAGCUGGGCCGGCGUCUCCCUUUGCCUCCAGAUUGGCCUGUGACUCCGGCAGACAUGUUACGUACUCUGUGCCUCCUAGCUGUCCUCGCAAGCGUGCGCGCCUGCAAGCCCUGCACAUGCGGCGUCACGCGGGGUGCUCGCGUUGUGGGAGGAGGAGCCCUAACUCCUGGGGAGUUCCCCUGGCUGGCUGCUCUAAAGAGAGACGGGAAACUCAUCUGUGGAGCCACAGUGAUCGCCCGGGACCACCUCAUCACAGCUACACAUUGUAUUUAUGAGGUUGAAGCGUCUCGGUUAACAGUACUAGUGGGUGCGUACGACGUAAACAAUACGGUCUCAGAUGGAUACCAGGUGGCCCAGGUGUUGCAGCACCCUGACUUCAACCGGUACACGUACGACAACGACAUCGCUGUUUUGCGGUUGGCUGAACCGCUGCCUGAUAAGCUCUUCAGACCCGCAUGUUUGCCAGAUGAUGAAGACCUGCUAGAUGGCGGUGAUGCUAUCGUGUCUGGAUGGGGCAGCACUAUAGAAAAAGGUCCUCCGUCUAAUAUUCCUAUGAAGGCUGAAGUACAAAUCUGGUCUCAAGAAGAAUGCACCAAUGCUGGCUAUGGACGACGGAAGGUUACUCCGAGGAUGAUCUGCGCGAAUGCGCCGGAGAGGGACUCCUGCACUGGUGAUUCCGGUGGACCCUUGUUGAUGGCUCAGCCGUACUUCACGCUUGUUGGCAUCGUUUCUUGGGGACGCGGAUGUGCCAGACAAGGAUACCCCGGAGUCUACGCUCGAGUUGAUAGAUUUAUGCCGUGGCUCAAAGUCGCGUUACGUCAUGCCUGUACUUGCCAGCCACCAUUGUAACGUACUACUCUUAUAUAUAGCCUCAGCAUAUGGUCGGAUUCGGUACAGUCCGGACGGUAAUAAUAAAAAAUUUUGUGCGAUGGUUCGGUCGGACCAAAUCCGAUCAGAAGUGGCUAUUAUUUUGGACAAUCGUAUUAAUAUAAUUCACUUAACGUUUUUUGUAAGCCGAUUGGAAUGAAAUAAAAUCAAUAUUAUAGGCGAUUACCUACCUGCCGCAAAAUACCAUGGAAAACCGCAUUCAAAUAGGUUUAGUCAAAAAGUUGUAAAAUAAAUUGUUAAGAUUUUUUCGGCGUCGCCUACAUUAGUAGGUACCUACUUAUAUCGUUAUUACAUUGUUUUUUUUUUUAUAUUUAAUGUUCACACAGUGCAUGUUAAUAAUGUAUUAUACUUUUUAAAUAAGUUUGCGUGACGCAUGCUUAGAGGUUUAUUUAAUUUAUAAAUAAAAAAAAGAGUCUAUGAGUCGCUCUUCGAACUAUGUUCAACCAAUUUAUUUGAUAUUUAAAUAUAAUGUAAAAAGUAAGUUAUCGUCUUUAACAUGUAGGUAACAUAGCUCUAUUUAAAGCGUAAUUGGACUGAUUUUAAAAACGUAGAGUUAUAAUAAAAAAUUGUAGUAAUCAAUUGAUUUGCUUUGAUUGCGCUGAAUGAGACGAAGAACUACUACAAAGUGAACCCCAACCUGUUAUUACAGACCAUGAGGCUAUAUCUUGCCGAUAGGAAGUUUACGGAAUAACUAGUUCAAUUAAAAGUCAAAUGAGGGUAGUACAUAAUUUACAGCAUUAGUGCUAGACUUACUUAUUCUCUUACAAAUAUUAACUCGGUAAUAUAAAUAUGUAUCUACUCAUGUUUUUCAUGUUAUUAAAUCCACAACGCUUGUGAUUUAACAAGGCGUUUAAAUUGAAUUAUUAUACUUCGUAAUUCUAUUAAGUAUAAGCUGGUUAUCUAUUAUGUAUUACUUAUAUAACACGGUUGUUUGCAUACUAAUACAGUUCUAACUUGCAACCUAACUCAGGCUAGCGCGCAAUUGAUGGUUGAUGCUAAAAUUAUAUAGUGCUAAGCCUUCAACUUAUGUAUCUACAUACUUACCUGUAGCUUAAGCAAAUUAAAAGCCUACAGUUACCGUUUAUUUUAUAGGAAACAUAAUUCGUAAGAUGCUAUGUUAAUGUUAACCAAAGUGAUGUUUCCAUUAGCGGAUUAAUAUUUGGUUUAUUAUAAAUAGCUGACCCGGCAAAGGUUGUUUUGCCAUAUAAAUUAUUUUAAGAGUAAAACCGUUUCUUGGACAUUGCAACAUUACUUUACAAACUUACAUUAAAAUAAAAGAUUUUUUUUAAAUAAACGUAGCUUAAGUUACUCCUUAUUACAUCAGCUACCUGCCAAUAAAAGUCCCGUCAUAAAUUGGUCCAGCCGAGAUUAGCCGGAACAAACAGACAGACAUACAGACAAAAAUAUUAAAAAGUGUUAUUUUGUGUGUACAUACAUAUUCAUAUACAUGUAGUAAAAAACUGUUAUUUCAAUAUUACAAACAGACACUCCAAUUUUAUUUAUAUGUAUAGAUAUAGUAACAAUAUCAGUAUUAAUACUAUUAGAUUAUUUACAUUAGUUAUAACUAAUCUGUCUCAUCAUACGUAAAAAUCUUCCAAAAAUGUAUAAGGACAAUAUAUUAAUUAUUUAUCCUAAGUUUUAUAAUGAUACUAAUGUAUUUGUUUAAUCUAAGUUUGUUCCGUUUUUCAAAAGAUGUCAACAUUUAAAAAAAUAUUGAGUGCUGAAUCAAAACUUGUACAAAACGGACCUUUAGAUAUAAUGCGACUACUCCAAAGCGGAAAGAAAACCUUAAAAAACAAAAUAUUUAUCUGGCUACAUAGAGAUACAACCUUCGCGUCGUAAUUAUUAAUUCGUUAACAUUUUUUUUUAAGAAAGCCUAUCCAUAUAUUAUAAGUAUUCUGUCAAAUAGCAAAGGCUUGGGGUUACCCUCCAAAAAAUUGAUUUUCAAUAUUAGGUAUAAGAAUGAAUAUUUAUCCAUUAGAAUGUAAAGCCAUGGCUGUGACUUAGAAUAAUUGUUAGAUAGUUGUAGUUAGAGAAUUUUUAAAUUAUUAUUAUAUUGUAAAUAGUUCCACAAUAUCACCUUUGUUAGUACCUAUUCUAUGAUUCUAUUCACUAUUGUUAAAAUAAAGUAUAAUGCAUUAAUUGGUGUAACUACUAUAUUUUGUUUUAAUAUUAAU